CGGGAUUAUCUGCACAAGACCGGACGCUUCAUUGUUAUCGGUGGCAUUGUCUCACCUGUGCACGACUCCUACGGGAAGACGGGUCUGGUCUCAAGCCGGCACCGCCUGACCAUGUGCCAGCUGGCCGUCCAGUCCUCCGACUGGAUCAGGGUGGACCCCUGGGAGUGCUACCAGGACACCUGGCAGACCACCUGCAGCGUGCUGGAGCACCACCGUGACCUGAUGAAGAGAGUGACUGGCUGCAUCCUCUCUAACGUCAACACCCCCUCCAUCACCCCCGUGAUCGGACAGCCGCAGAACGAGUCCUCGCAGACCAUCUACCAGAACAACAACAACGUCUCCAACAAGCCCACCGCAGCAAAGAUCCUGGGGAAGGUGGGAGAAAGCCUGAGCCGAAUUUGCUGUGUUCGCCCACCCAUGGAGCGCUUCACCUUUGUGGAUGAGAACGCCAACUUGGGGACGGUGAUGAGAUACGAGGAGAUCGAGCUUCGCAUCUUACUGCUCUGUGGCAGUGACCUGCUGGAGUCCUUCUGCAUCCCCGGUCUCUGGAACGAGGCAGACAUGGAGGUGAUUGUUGGGGAGUUUGGGAUUGUGGUGGUGCCCCGGGAUGGAGCAGACCCCGACCGGAUUAUGAACCAUUCCUCCAUACUCCGCAAAUACAAAAACAACAUCCUGGUGGUGAAGGACGAUUCAAACCACCCCAUGUCGGUUGUCAGCUCCACCAAAAGCAGACUGGCCCUGCAGCACGGGGAUGGACACGUCGUGGAUUACCUCUGCCAGCCCGUCAUUGACUACAUCCUCAAGAGCCAACUCUACAUCAACGCCUCCGGCUAA
Molecule: messenger RNA, 834 nt
Organism: Egretta garzetta (little egret)
Lineage: Eukaryota; Metazoa; Chordata; Aves; Pelecaniformes; Ardeidae
Gene: NMNAT2
Product: nicotinamide nucleotide adenylyltransferase 2
Exons: 10
Coding region: 112-834 (240 amino acids)
Biological process (GO): NAD+ biosynthetic process
Cellular component (GO): Golgi apparatus
Molecular function (GO): nicotinate-nucleotide adenylyltransferase activity; nicotinamide-nucleotide adenylyltransferase activity
Source: RefSeq, a predicted model, not a curated record